AUGGUGAGGAUCGUGAGAAGCUGCUUGCAGUCCAUGUUGAAGCUGGUGAAUUCCCUUCUUGGGAUGGUUGGGGUCGCCAUGAUCCUCUACGCUGUUUGGCUCAUUAGGCAAUGGCAAGAACAAACGGGGAACCUCCCCUUCGCUGAUUCUGAUCACCCCGUUCCUUGGUUCAUUUAUGCUUUUCUUGGUCUCGGCGCUAUUCUCUGUGUGGUCACUUGUGCCGGGCACAUAGCUGCUGAAACCGUUAAUGGAUGCUGCCUUUACUUUUAUAUGGGAUUCAUCGUUUUGCUGAUUAUGGUUGAAGGCGGUUUGGUUGCCGAUAUCUUUCUCAACCGUGAUUGGAAGGAGGACUUUCCAGAGGAUCCGAGUGGUGCUUUCCACCACUUCUCUAAGUUCAUCGAGUCGAACUUCAAGAUUUGCAGAUGGAUAGGUCUCUCUAUUGUCUGUGUCCAGGGUGUAUCAGUUCUAUUGGCCAUGUUGCUCAAAGCUCUUGGACCUCACCGUCAUUAUGACAGUGACGAUGAAUACAGUGUAAGCAGGGUCGCGCUCCUGCGAGAUGCUCGCCAGCCGCCUCCGUACGUUGUUGGAGAACCCAUUUAUGGAGCCAAACCGGAUGCUUGGACUGUUAGGAUCAAUGAGCGAUCCAAC
Messenger RNA from Thlaspi arvense, 648 nucleotides. Lineage: Eukaryota; Viridiplantae; Streptophyta; Magnoliopsida; Brassicales; Brassicaceae. The record is from the annotation of a GenBank genome assembly.